Molecule: messenger RNA, 1224 nt
Organism: Saccharomyces mikatae IFO 1815
Lineage: Eukaryota; Fungi; Ascomycota; Saccharomycetes; Saccharomycetales; Saccharomycetaceae
Gene: PBR1
Product: putative oxidoreductase
Exons: 1
Coding region: 1-1224 (407 amino acids)
Source: RefSeq, a predicted model, not a curated record
AUGCCCUUGAAUAUUAUUGGAACUGCCCUUAUUGAUGGGACUGAUAAAAUUCCUUACUAUCAAACACUCAAAAGGGUGGCUCCCUAUGCAUUAGGUGCUGGUGCCAUUAAAUACUGGUCAAGAGGACCAUCAAAUACGUGGGAAAGAAAGUUGCAUGGAAAAGUUUAUAUAGUUACUGGUGCUACAUCUCAAGGAAUGGGAACAUCUGUAGCUUAUAAAAUGGCAGAAUUAGGCGCACAAUUAAUCAUCUUAACCCGGGAAGUAGACGAAUGGGUCACAGAUUGGUGCGAAGACUUACGUGAAAGUACAAAAAACGAGUUGAUUUUUGUAGAAAAGUGCGACUUAAGCAGUUUAUGGGAAAUUCGUAAAUUUGCCACAAAUUGGCUGGAUAAUUCGCCACCUAGAAGAUUAGAUGGUGUCAUUGUUAUGUCUGGUGAUAUGGAGCCAUGGGGUAUUCCAAAAAUAUCUUUACCACAGAGAAGAUCAUCUAAGGAUGGUUUAGAAUUACAAAUCGCUACAAAUUAUGUAGCAAUUUUCCAUCUUUUAAACUUACUACAGCCUAGUUUCAAGGCUCAACCGCCUGAUAGAGAUGUAAGAAUCAUUCUUGCUACAUGUUGGUUACAGGUUGUGGGUGAUAUCAACAUAGAAGAUCCUCUAUGGCAAAAUGCCAAAUAUGAAAGUGCCUUGAAAUUUUUCGCAAGCAGUAAACUACAAUUAGGAUUAAGCAUGAUGGAAUUACAAAGAAAAAUUUCAGAAGACAUCAAAAAUCAAAAGACAAAUGACACUGAAAGAACAGGUAAAAAUGUUACUAUUACUAUGGUUCAACCGGGUACCAUGCGAUCCACCAGUCUACGUCGGGUCAUUAGCAAUGGUUCGGUGACAUUAUUAAUCAUAGUGUACUGCAUUCUAUUGUACCCCAUUUUGUGGUUGUUCACAAAGAGCGGUCGCCGUGGUGACCAAAGUUUCUUGUACGCCUUGAUGACACCGGAACUAGAGGAAAUAAAUCUUAAAGACGUGAGAGCUAAGUAUAUUUCAGACUGUUCAAUUGUGAAAUUUGCUCGUAAAGAAUUCGAUGACGAGAAAUUGCAGAAGAAAUUAUUCCAAAACACUGAAAGAGAUAUAUUGCAACUGGAAAAGAAAAUCGCAGCAAAAAGAAAUGCCAAUAAAAAAGAGGAGAAAGGAACAAAGAAGAAAAGUCAGCGCAAGAGUAAAAAAGAUGAUUAG